GUACAGCUUACUCUAUCAAUCUUGUCAAACUUGCUGUCUGCUAUACUUCGCAUGGUAAACUGUGUUGUGGGUAAAGAGGUAUUUCAAUUUGGCUUGAAUUGCGGUGUUUAACUGCGGAGCUGCGGAGAUGGGCUCGUUGAGUGAUAUUCGGACUUGAAGUUGAUGGAGUCUUGUUGAAAGUGGAAACCAUUGUCAAUACAUCAGUAUUUUCAUAGUGACAAUGCAGAAUGUGAACUCUUGAAUUGUGGGUCAGUGCUGGUACAAUUUAUUUGAUUUGUUUUGAUGAGGCCUUGCCCUGCAAAUCUUGAACAUAUUUCUCAAAAGGCAGUACUUCGAUUCAUAAAGUGAAGAUAAUGAAGCGGCCAUUCAUGAAUGGAGAAGGGCACAGAGCUUUGGUUAAGUUUUUGAGGCUAAGUGUGCUUAUUAUUGUCACAAUAAAUUGCUCUGUGUCAUCUGCUGCUGAAACUGUGACUAUAAAUGCCACACUUCCAAAGACCCAUAGCUUAUUUGUAUCUUCAAUGACAGCUGCUGAAAAACACCAUCUCAGGGAUGUUGCCAAAGAGAUGUUCUUCCAUGCAUAUAAUGCUUAUAUGGAGAACGCCUACCCUGCCGACGAGCUGAUGCCUCUCUCGUGCAAGGGCCGCUGGAGACACACAAAGCCCAGCAGAGGCGACAUUGAUGAGGCGCUGGGCAAUUUCUCGCUGACUCUGGUCGACUCACUGGAUUCCCUGAUGGUGCUCGGCGAACUGGACGAGCUUGAGCACGCCGUUCGACUUGUGAUCAGAGACGUCCGGCUCGAUGCUGACCUGGUCGUCUCGGUCUUCGAGACCAACAUCCGCAUGCUCGGCGGUCUGCUGUCUGGUCACAUUCUCUCCGAGUACGCGCGGGACCGUCUCGGGCGGAUGGCAUGGUACCAGGGCGAGCUGCUGGACAAGGCCAAGGAGCUGGGUCUGCGCCUGCUGCCCGCCUUCAACACGUCCACGGGCAUCCCGCAUCCCAGGAUAAACCUCCUGCACGGGAUGAAUGUUCCGCAGCUGACCAACUCUCGUGAAACGUGCACCGCCUGCGCCGGAACGAUGAUACUUGAGUUUGCCGCGCUCGCCCGUCUUACUGGAGAACCGGUCUUUGAGGAGAAGGCGCACCGGGCGAUGGACAGUCUGUGGGAGCAGCGCCACCGGGGCUCCGACCUGGUCGGAACCACCAUCAAUGUCCACUCGGGUGACUGGGUGAGGCGCGACUCUGGCGUCGGCGCCGGCAUCGACAGCUACUACGAGUACUGCCUCAAGGCCUACAUUCUGCUCGGAGAGGAGAGGUACCUGAAGCGCUUCAACCGGCACUACGAGGCGGUGAUGAAGUACAUCAGCCAGGGCCCGAUGCUGCUGGAUGUCCACAUGCACCGACCUCACACCACCACGCGUAACUUCAUGGACGCUCUACUCGCCUUCUGGCCCGGACUUCAGGUGCUCAAAGGUGACGUGAAGUCAGCGAUUGAGACCCACGAGAUGCUGUACCAAGUGAUGCAGCGUCACAACUUUCUGCCCGAGGCCUUCACGACGGACUUCCAGGUGCACUGGGGCCAGCACCCGUUGCGACCAGAGUUCGUUGAAUCCACUUACCUCCUACACCGUGCCACGGGCGACCCGUACUACCUACACGCCGGCAAGCGAGUCCUGCAGAGUCUUCAGCGGCUGGCCUGGGUGCCGUGCGGGUUCGCGGCGGUUAAAGACGUCCGCACCGGACAGCAUGAGGACAGGUUGGACUCAUUCGUACUGGCCGAGACGUUCAAGUACCUGUACUUGCUGUUCGCUGACGAAUCAGACCUAGUGCUGGACAUCAACGACUUUGUGUUCAGCACGGAGGCGCACCUGUUUCCGCUGACCCUGGCCCGACUCUCCAAUCUCACCGCAGUGCCGCUGCGUCCUGACGGCUCACCACCACCGCCCGAGCCAGACGUCGAAUACGCCCGCAGCUGUCCAAACACCGACUACCUUUUCCCGGGCACCUUCUCCGAGACGAUCCGCCGGCCCCUCUCGAACCUAGUCGAGGCUACGUGUCCCAGCCGCCGGCUGCGACCGCGCCGUCUCACAGCAGCUCAGUUCCAAUCGGGAUUACCCGAGCAUGUGGCGCUGGUCAGACAGCUGGGCGUAACCAUGACAACGCUGCCAGAUGGAAGAGUUCAGCUGCUGCAUACCGCCGCCAAUGCGCGUUCUCCGGCCGACGCCGAGGAGGGUCUGCUGUUCAUGCAGGAGAUGAUCGAGCUGUCCCGCCAGCAGCUGGACCAGCCAGAGAACCCGCCGCGGGCGGUGACCUUCCGUCCCGGACCGGGGGACGAGACGGUCACUCUGCCGGCCGGGCCGGCGCAGUUCGGGCCCAGCCUCGGGGACAUACCGCCGGUGACGGGCAUGCUGGUCGAGGCGGACCCUCUGCGGGUCUGUCCGGACCUCUCGCACCCGUCCCGGUACCGCGGCCGACUGGUGCUCAUGGAGCGCGGCGACUGUAUGUUCGUGGAUAAGGCGCGGCGCAUCCAGGCUCUGGGGGCGGUGGGUGGAGUCGUGGUGGACCAUACGGGCGGCACGGGCGCCGAGAGCUCGCCGCUGUUUGCCAUGUCAGGAGACGGUACGGACGAUGUCACCAUCCCUCUAGUAUUUCUGUUCACCGCCGAGGGCGAGCGACUGCGAGCGGCGCUCCGAGACAACCCCCAGCUGGAGGUCACUCUGUCCGACGCGCAGCCCGCCCAGACUGCCCCCGAGCCGACCGGCGGCGUAGGUCACGUGAUGGCUGUCAGUCCCAGCGGUGACGAGCUUGUUCAGCUGGUGGAAGACACGGCCGCGGCGACAGCCGACUCUAAGACAGCGACGACCGAGACUGGGGCAGAGCAGGAGAAGGAAGAGAAGAGGGAGAAGGCAGAGCGGACGGAGGAGAGGACAGAGGGCGGCGAUAGAAGCGAGGCUGCUGCUCAGGUGUGCGCCUGGCUGCGGCAGCUGCUGCAGCUGAGUGGCUCCGAGCUGGCCGCUCUGGCCGAGCCCAGCGGCGGCCCGCUGCUGCGCGAGGUGGCCUCUCUCUCCCCCGAGAGACGCGCUCAGCUGGUGGACAGACUGCUGGCACUCGAACACACCUCCCGUGGAGGAGGAAAGAGGGAGAAGGAGGGUACCGAACAGCGCCUGACUGGGGUGCUGGCGGGAGGACCGAGCGGCCUGGCGGAUAUACUGCGCGCUGGGGGUGUCACGGAGGAGUCAGCCUCUGCGCAGGACGCCGCCGUAGCCUCAGCUCAGGACGCCACGAAGGCCGAGCUUGAGGAGCCAGGCCAGUGCGGUGCCAGCUCGAAAGGAGAGAAUGAUUCUUCCGCGAAGGAAGGAGAAUCGUCCAGCCGAGAUAAGGAUGAGUUGUGAUGACUGGUAUUCACUAGUGAGCUGGAAAACUAUGUGAGGAGGGCCGGCACCCGUGACCGUGAUCCGUGACUUUGGAUCGUGAUCGUGAUCCGUAUUGUGAUCAGUGACCGGUGAACUAUGGCCCUGAGUCGGCGGUAGCAGUGCACCACAAGCUGUGAGCCGGUUGCGCAGCGUCACGCGCUAUCUGCAGACAUUAUGUGACGUCACGCUGGGACGAUGAGUGGUCAGUGGUUUCGGAGGUCCGUGCCGGUGCUGGAACCUUCGGAUCAUGGUGAGAAACUGGUCUGAGGUAACUACCCGGCUGGACUCUGCUGACUCGCGACCCGGUCUUGACCUGUGAUCAGAGGUUACCGUGUUUCUAGCUAGAACGACUUCAAGAGGAAAGUUCACUAGGUAGGGUGCACGGGGCACCUGCCGUUUCAUAUGGUGGUGUGCGGAAGGAACGGACCGCCAGCCCUGACCGUGGCUGCUGUCAGUGGCACCUUAGCUGUGGCUGUUGUGAGGGGCUGCUCGACACCACGCAAGUCAUUCACUCUCUGAUCGAACUUUGUGCGGUAAGAAGGUUCUCUAAGCACGGCGGGCCUGGCUGCCGCAGCUCCCGGACGGAGCUACAAGCUGCGAUGACCGUGUGCGCAGUGACGUAACAAUAUCUGUGAGAGGCGGGCACGUCUAACAUCGCCACAGCUGUGCUGGGCCUGGUGAGGUUGGGAUCUACCGGCACCGAUUUCAGCGAAACGAAGUAGCUCCUUAAAAUGGUGCUCAUUUAAAGGCAUAUUAGUUGUGUUUUGUUGUUGGUACAUUGUGGUGUGGUAUGCCCCGAAUUUGUUGUGAUCUUCUAGUUGAAGGCUGGAAGGUGGUUAUCAUAUUAUCUUUAUUGAUUCACGGUUACGGGAGAUGUAGUUAGCGCCGUGUUACAUCUGUCCUUGCCUGUGUUAUGUGUGUGAAGCAUUAGGUUGGGCAGUUAUAAGACACCCCGCGCAAUUUUCUCUUUAAAUGAUUAUCUUGAACUGCACAAUUCGAAUGCGCAACGGGAUUUUCUGCAAGCAGUAGCUGUUUGUGGACCUCUGCUCUAACCACUGUGUGAUUUUCCGUCGUGUGUCCAAAGGGCGACCUUUGGAAAUUGGUGCUCGGUAUAUGCGCGUUACUUGUGAGUUUGUGUUGUAAAUGUGUAGCUCAGGAGGAUAUUGGGGCUCGGGCUCAGCAGAGAACUAUUAUACGCGUCCCGGACACCAGGUGAUAUUCUCUAUACUAUGCGUAGUUUGUAACUUUCUAAGCUCACGUUGUAAAACCCCAGUAGGGGUCAAACUAGGAGCAUCAUUAGGUAGUCUAGCUCGCAAAGUAGUUCCAUGAAAAUGGCAUGUUCCGUCUCACCUUUAGCCUAGUCCUUAUCUACCAGUGACGUCUCUUCUUGUGUUUUCCUGUCUGUGAAUUACACUUAUUGUUUUCUGUUGAAUCGUUUUAUGCCUUGCACUCACCGAUAGUUAUUUACCUGCACACUGCACAGCAUUGACGAACGUGACUGCCACCUGGUGGAGGUCACCCUAAGCUGCGGUGUAGGGCACUGCCGAUAGGGUGUCGCGCUGGCCCUGGCUAUAAUCGCACAGGACUGGUGUGGUGACCUAACCUAUUUGCACCAUUCCAGUAGACAGACGGUACCUGGAAAUGUCUGUGUGUAUCUUCUGCAGGGUGUCUGGGAGUCUGUUCGACUGCGUUGUACGUUGUAUGACAGGGUGAGACUGGUGUCUAUGAAUGGGCGGUUUGUGUAAUACACGAGAACGCGGAA
Molecule: messenger RNA, 5172 nt
Organism: Amphibalanus amphitrite
Lineage: Eukaryota; Metazoa; Arthropoda; Thecostraca; Balanomorpha; Balanidae
Gene: Edem2
Product: ER degradation-enhancing alpha-mannosidase-like protein 3
Exons: 18
Coding region: 354-3389 (1011 amino acids)
Biological process (GO): carbohydrate metabolic process; endoplasmic reticulum mannose trimming; mannose trimming involved in glycoprotein ERAD pathway
Cellular component (GO): endoplasmic reticulum; membrane
Molecular function (GO): mannosyl-oligosaccharide 1,2-alpha-mannosidase activity; calcium ion binding
Source: RefSeq, a predicted model, not a curated record